AUGCAUUUGUUCAAUCUUAUCUGGUCUUCUCUAUUUCUCGCCGCCGCGGUCCAGGCGCAAACUGCUGGUCAGGUUAAAGUCCACGUCGUCGAGGUGGGCAAGAAUGGAUCCCUGACAUUUUCCCCGGACAACUUGAAAGUGAAUCCCGGAGAGAUGGUCCAGUUCCAGUUCUGGCCUAAGAAUCAUUCCGUCGUGCAAUCGACCUUCGAUAAUCCCUGCACCCCGAUAGACGCCGUCCAGCCGAAUAUGACUGGAAUCAAAUCCGGGUUCAUGCCUGUCUCUGCCUCUGCCACUACGAUCCCUGUGUUCACAAUAAUGGUAAACAACACGCAGCCACUGUGGAUGCACUGUAGCCAAACGGGACACUGUCAGAAGGGAAUGGUGAUGGCGAUCAAUGCACCAACCUCUGGUAACAAGACCUUUUCUGCUUUCAAGGACCUUGCUAUGAAGCAGUCCAGCACCAGCACCAGCAGCACCACUAGUUCCACCAGUGGCGGUAACUCCACGUCUGGAUCGGGAGCAGGAGCAGGGGCAGGAACAGGAACAAGUGGUUCCUCGAGCAGCAGCUCCAGUUCCUCUGCCGCGUCGGGCUCGUCAUCGACUCCUGCAACUGUCAGUGCGAGUGCGAAGCCUGCGGUCAAUGCCGCGAUCCUUAUGGUUUUGUUUGUAUUUGGCUUCAUAUUUGUCGCGCUGUAA
Molecule: messenger RNA, 696 nt
Organism: Rasamsonia emersonii CBS 393.64
Lineage: Eukaryota; Fungi; Ascomycota; Eurotiomycetes; Eurotiales; Trichocomaceae
Exons: 3
Coding region: 1-696 (231 amino acids)
Source: RefSeq, a predicted model, not a curated record